AUGAAAACCUUUACUUUAUGUUCAAAGCUCUUUACAUUUCUUCUUUUAAUUUGGAUAUUCCAUUGUUUUUACAAUAACGAUUUCAGUAGCUGUUUGAUUUAUAAAGAUAAGCUACAAAUGAAAAACAGGUUAAAAGAUGAAAGAAUGUUGGCAGAGGGUGGCAUAUUGGAAAAAAAACAAACUUGCAUUAAGGAAUGUUCAGAACAUUAUCCAUAUAGUGAAGGGGAGUUUUACCUUAUAGAGUAUGUUUAUUUAAUGUAUAUGUAUAUUAAAUGUUAUAACACUUUUAUUCUAUCAAGAUUUCAAGAACAUGAUUUUUUUAUAGAAGAAAAAGAAAUGAAAUAUAAAUGUAGAGAUAAAAUAUUGAAUGCUUAUCGAAAUAAUAUUUCAGCAGAAUUGCCAUUAGAAGAACUAUUACUUACUCAUUAA
Molecule: messenger RNA, 429 nt
Organism: Plasmodium gallinaceum
Lineage: Eukaryota; Apicomplexa; Aconoidasida; Haemosporida; Plasmodiidae
Product: fam-g protein
Exons: 2
Coding region: 1-429 (142 amino acids)
Source: RefSeq, a predicted model, not a curated record